UUGGCUGUACUUCUUUCAAGGUAGAUUUGUUCAUUCUCCUGGCAGUCCGUGGUUUAUUCAGUAUUCUUCAUCAACACCGUAGUUCAAAUGCAUCAGUUCUUCUUUGGUCUUUCUUUUUUGUUGUCCAAGUUUCAUAUGCAUAUGAGGUGAUUAGAUCAGGCAUACCUUAGUCCUCAGAGUGACAUCUUUGCUUUUGAACACUUUAAAGAGGUCUUUUGUAGCCGACUUGCCCAGUGCAAUACAUCAUUUGAUUUCUUGACUGCUGCUGCUUUGUGUGUUGUUUGUAGAUUCAUGUAAAAUGAAAUUCUUGACAACUUUAAUAUGAUGGACACUUGAUGUGAAUUUGAUUUCAUGGAAAUUGAGUGGUUUCAGAAGAGAACGUUCAUGUGUAAUGGUCCUCAUGGAGAACUGUUACUGAGGACAGAGCCAUUUGGUGGGAUGUAAUAAAAAAAAAAACAAAACAGAAUGAAUCAAGAUAAAAGCUCUAAAUGCGAAUACUAGGAAAACUUACAACACAUCUCAGUGAAUUUGGAAGUGCACUACCAGUUCCGUGUUUGUGGCUGUUAUCUGACCUGGAGAUCUUGGAAGACCACUGUUUUCUUCUCUACAACUCAAUUGCAAGAAUUAUGUGGCACUAAUUUUUCCUAAUCAGGCUCAUCUCUCACUGUGGCUUGGCAGGCAGAUGUAAGCCUGCAAAAUGGGUCUCCGGAUUCACUUUGUUGUUGACCCACAUGGUUGGUGCUGCAUGAGUUUGAUUGUCUUUGUCUGGUUAUACAAUAUUGUUAUAAUUCCCAAAAUUGUACUCUUUCCUCACUAUGAAGAAGGACAUAUUCCAGGCAUAUUAAUAAUAAUAUUCUAUGGCAUUUCCAUAUUUUGUCUGGUUGCCUUAGUGAGGGCCUCAAUAACUGAUCCAGGAAGACUCCCUGAAAACCCUAAGAUCCCACAUGGAGAAAGGGAGUUCUGGGAACUGUGUAACAAGUGUAAUUUGAUGAGACCAAAGCGUUCCCAUCACUGCAGCCGCUGCGGACACUGUGUUAGGAGAAUGGAUCACCACUGUCCAUGGAUUAACAAUUGUGUUGGUGAAGAUAAUCAUUGGCUUUUUCUGCAGUUGUGUUUCUACACAGAACUUCUUACUUGCUACGCACUGAUGUUUUCUUUCUGCCACUAUUAUUACUUUCUUCCACUAAAAAAGCGUAACUUGGACCUUUUUGUCAUUAGACAUGAAUUGGCCAUAAUGAGACUAGCUGCCUUUAUGGGUAUUACUAUGUUAGUUGGAAUAACUGGACUCUUUUAUACUCAACUAACUGGCAUCAUCACAGAUACCACAUCUAUUGAAAAGAUGUCAAACUGUUGUGAAGAAAUAUCGAGGCCCCGAAAGCCAUGGCAGCAGACCUUCUCAGAAGUUUUUGGCACUCGUUGGAAGAUCCUGUGGUUCAUUCCUUUCAGGCAGAGGCAACCACUGCGAGUUCCCUACCCCUUUGCCAAUCACGUCUAAACAGAUGGAUGGUGGGCACAGAUGGGUCCUCCACGCUGGAAAUGCGUUACAGGUUUUAUGAUAAUAGAACGAUGACAGUCUUCAAGUCAAUUAAAAUCCACCCACCAAUCUUAGGCAUCACAGUGUGCCCCAGGCUUUAUUUUAAUAGUGAUCCUGAUCCCGUUGUGGGACUAAUGUGCGGUCUAUAUUUAAGUUUUAAAGCAUGUUUACUUUCAAAUUAGCUUUCCACAGGGAAAAUGCUUUUAUUGUUAAGCUCAGAAGGCAGCGAUGGGGAUCAAAUAAUUGUACAUAAUUUCAUUUGGUCCUGAUAAUGCUACAGAUUUUCAUUUAUGGGAAAAUUUCAGAUAUUUACUUAAAGUUUUCACUUUUAAGCAGUACUAACCAAAUCCGAAUAUAAUUUUCCAGGUUUUACAAAAGUUGAUACAUCUUCCUACAUUAUGUGUGAAAUUGUCUCUUCUUAUACGACUUAAGAGACUUAACGGUUCUUUUUAUACGUGCUGCGGGAUUUUUAAAAAUGCCACAUAGGAGUGAACACCAAAAAGAAAGGGCCGUGUUUUCUUCUAAGUCGCUUUCUAAUGUUUUCUCCUUUUCCCCUUCACCAAAACCAAAAUAAAAACACCACUAAAAUAAAACACCGCCUACCUUAUUUUAAAGAAAAGAUGAAAAUAUUUUUCAGUAUUCACUUUCCCAUUUCCUUCCCUUUAACUGUUCUUACUGAUUGUUGUUAAAAUGUUUGCUCCCAGGAGAAAUUUGUGACCAGUGGACAUGCAUUCCUGUUUGACCCUAGGAUUUUGAUGGGCAAAGAGGGUACAGAAUUUGCAAUAAUUCCACAUACAACUUUUCUAGGGCAGUCAUAUUAGAAUGCAUAUGUUUUUAAAAUGCUGGUAUGACUAGAUAAUAUAUAAUGUACAGUAUAAAGAGAAAUCUUGUGCUUUUGAAAAAUAUAUAUAUGUACAUUUUACUUUUAUUUACCUAUUAGUAGAUCUAAAGUUAACAUGUUGAAGGUUUAUAUAUAAUAUUGGCCAACUAAUAAUGAAAUUUUUUUUUUAUAGAAAAGUGCUGUUAAAAGUAAGUAAACUUUUGUGUACCUAUAAUUACCGAAAUUGAAAUUAAAUUUUAAUUGGCCAACUAUAAUUUGGGUUGAGAGAGCUUUUAUUAGUAGCUAAUGUUAGGAAAUGCCCUUAAAAUAAGAAAAUAUAAUGAUCUGUAUUCAUCGUUAGCCUUACACAGUUUUAAGUUGCUGAUAGUGGUGGCCUCUUGGAAGGCAUAGAACAUUUGUGUGAAAAGAUACGUAGCAUGCUGUGAAAAAAAAAAGUCAGCUUUGUAUAUGUUUUUUCCAUUAGAAUACUGCAAAAUCCAUAUAUCUUUUAUUAUAUAUGUACACAUACAGUAUUUCACUUGAAAAGAAGAUUAAAGGAGGUUACUGUUCUUGGAGCAUAUUAAUAUUUUACUUCCAGUUAAUUUUUAUUGUAAGGAAUCACACAUGGGAAAUCCUGACAGGAGGUUACUUUUGUCAGACAGUUAACUAUACUGUGAUUAGUUCUUUUAGAAAUUGUAAAUAUCUUCUAAAAUGUUCUUAAAUAAUACCAUAAGCUCUUCUCAGAAAUAUUAGCCUUCAUGUUUUUAGUGUUGUGACUGUAACGCUUUAUUACCAAAAACUUAAAAGUGACAGAUGAAAAGUAUUUAUUGGUGCUGAUAAGAUGCAUAGUAAAUUUAAUAUAAGAAAUAUAUUUAUAAAGCUUAAUUUCACACAAAAUAAGUAUGUUUGUGUCAGGCAAAUGGGUUGAGUUUUGUGCAGACUAACAUAUUGACCAAAUUUGGCCUGGUGACAGAAUAGUUGAGAGGAAGUAAUAUAGAGAGAAUGUAGAUAAAACCAAAAAAAAAAAAAAAAACCCAGCGCCGUCGAGUCGCUUCCAUGCAGACUAACAUAUUGACCAAAUUUGGCCUGGUGACAGAAUAGUUGAGAGGAAGUAAUAUAUAGAGAAUGUAGAUAGCUAUUAGUUUAAUCCCUUAUGUUGUAUACAUUCUUUUUAAAUGAAGACCUUGAAGAAAGAGCAGCACCAAGUGAAGACUCCCUAAAUUGCUGUAUGGGGGUAUUUUUACUUUAUGUAGUAAUAGAAGCCACCUUGAAAUGUACCGGGAGGUGCUUGUGCCAGCCUGUGCCUCAGUAAUGAGAAUGGGAGGUGGACCCUCUCCCACACUGAGGGUUUGUGUGUGUGCUUUUAUCCUCCUUAGGUUUACCACCUCUAGGGCAUAUUCUCUUCUCUCUUUUUUUUCUUUUCCUUUCCUGGCCCUGACUCCUGCUGCCUGGUUCCUCUAAAUUUGUGGACUACAACCUGAUGGACCAGGCAGGCGAGAUGUAGUUUAUUUUGUUUGAAUGGCAGAAAUGCUAGGUAUCAAUAUAUUUGUAUAAGAGUCUACAUUAAAGUAUGUCUAUAAAUACUUACAUGGUAACUUUCACUGUUCCCUAGUUAGCACACCUAACCCUAAUGUGGGGAUUGUAAUUCUUGUUAGACUAUAUAUAAAAAAAAUUUUUUUUUUAAUACAGGGAAAAUAAUAAUAGAGGGAAACCAACUGGCAGUUUCCUAGGGAGCGCGUGAACUCUGAUGUUCUCUCUGUGCCCCCUUUUGGCUAAUUGAUGUAAUUACACUGGUUCGAAAGAUUGACUGCCCCGUACGUGAACUGUGUAGCCGAAAUCUGAGUUAGCAGCAUUAUAUGUACAACAGUGUAAAGUUUUAUGAAAAUGGAUGUGUUCCUAUGUAUGACCUAUUUUUAGUUCAUAAGCAUGUGAUGUCUAUUUCGCUUCAUUUGUGAAUAUUCUGUUUUUUACUAGCAGUCCCAAAAUUAGACCAGGGGUAAACUAAUGGAAACUAUUCCAUUGAUUUUAUUGUAGACAUUAUUUUGGGGAAUUAAUUCCUUAGAAUUAAAAAAGCCUUUAUUUUAAAAUUACCAAUUUAUUACAAAACACAGAAGUUUAUUGUAGCUACGCUGAUAAGCAGGUAUCUACUGUGUUUUAUUGAGUAGCUAAAAAUAUGUUUACUUUUUUUUUUAACCUCAGUUUUGGAAUUAUUUUUUCGUUACUGGCCCUGUUGCCUUAAAAUAACUAGUGAGACUAGUGAUUCCUUUGGUGCUUUCUCCUUUUUUAAUUUUACCAGAGUUAUACCUGUAGCUUUAUUUAUUAGCCAGUUUAAUAUAUAUUCUGGAUCACCAUGAAAAUAACUGAAGGUGUUGAGCAUCAGAAAGUGAUUAUGAGCAAUGAGAUUACUGAUGUAAUCUCUAUGUUGGACUAAAGUAUUUUUUAUAAACCAUUUCAUUUUAAGCAAAAUGUAUAUUAAAAGAUGUUUUACAUUAGCGAAGCCAUUUAUUGGAACUCUGGAAAAGAAAGGUUUUUCUCUAGGUAUUGCAAGUUACACCUACUGAACAGUUAAUAUUUUCUCUUGUUCUUCUCUGCAAACAAAAAUGUCAUUGGGCUCAAUAUGGGCUCAAAAUUGUUGACAAAACAGAGUUCAGAAUCGCCCAAACAGUAGACAUUUGUUAAGGAGCUCCUCGUACUUUGUAACCCAGACUUAGUUUAAAAAUACUAAGUGAUCUGAUGUUCCAUUAUAAGAAAAUUGCUAUUUGCCUUAAGAGUUGUACUAAAAAUAUUUUGGGUUAACCUAAGAGGUACUUAAAAUUGUAGUUACAUAUUAACCUUUUUUUAAUAGAAGAAAGCAUAGUUUACUUUUAAUAGUAAUGGAAGUAGGAAACAUAAGCACACAUAAAGUUCAGUAUGACAACCUUGUUAAAAUUUCUGUUAAGAGUUAAGAUCAGCACAUUUUUGCUAAUGUUUAGGUGUAUUUUUUUUUGCUAAGGACGGUGGCUAGUCAUAAGUAUUCUUUUUCGGACAUUAUCAAGUCACUUCUACACAAGUUACUAGUUGCUAAAAAGAUGUUUUAUCCAAAGUGUAUUUAGUUGUGAUGCUAGCCAUGAAGACUUAAGGUAGAACAACACCUGCAAUCAGGAAGUAUGGGAAACUAGGUCACAGACACACGUUUUUCUGUGUGUUAGUCAUGGGACACUUGGCAUGUUCGCACAUGUAUUGCUGUAAAAUCUCGGUGUGUCAGGCCCUGGUUUACAGUGGCAUUAAUACUAACAGAGCUGCUCUUCACUCCCUGGCUCGUUCCCUUGUGCUUCAUGCCUAAAUAGAUGACCUGGCUCAAGUUGACUAAACUGUAGCUAAAAGUUUUUGAUACCUCUUAUAUAUAUUUUUUUUUAUGUAUGUAUUCAUAUUUAGAAUUUAUUUGGUAUAGUUUUCCCUUACAAGCUUUAAGCAGUAAACUAAUGGGUACAAGUAUUAGAUUUUUACCCAGCUCUGCUAUUAUUGCUCUGAAAAAUAUAUUAACAAGUUGGCAAAUGUAGUUAAAAGUGGUCAUGUACGUUUAGUAUGUUCUACCUGCUGGUGUUAGAAACAUAUAGUUAACUAAUGAAUAACUACAUUAUCCCAUGUUUAUCUUCCAUUCUAGGGAUCAUCCUCUGAAGAUCUGUAAAUUACAAAUUUUAUUAUGCUCUGCUUUUAGCCGUUCUCAGUUGAAUUCUAGAAUACAGUAGAAUGUGAGAAAUAGAACCAACUUGAUUGAAGUAUUUAGAAUGAAUGUUGUUAUUCUAUAUCAGUCAGUAUUUGGCAUUUCUUCUACCUUUGGGAUAAUGAUGGCUUAACUUUGGGAAGGUCCCCAUUUUCUUGGACUUCUCCUUUUAUUCUCAUCGUGCAAUAUUUAAAAACCAAAAUCUACAUUUUUGUUUCCUCUUCAGAUGUUGCAGUACUGCCUGUUAGUGCUAGUUUGAUAUAGAAAUAACAAUAGUACUUAAAAUUCUUAAGUUGUUGGAAUUUAACAAUCUUUUCCAUUAUAUCUUUUACCAUCAUAAUGUUCUUUCUCUUGUCUCAUCAUAGAGGACAGGUACAAAUGACUAAUGAAUAGCUAAAAAGUUAGGCGAAGAAAGUUGGGAAACUUUAUUAAGAUGGAGAGAGGCCUUCUGGAGCACAAAUUAUCAGCAUCUCAGUGACAGAGUUGACUGGGUAUAGUUUCUGUGACAUCAAACAAUCCCCCUAUAAUCAUUUUAGCCUUGUUUCCCUGGUGGCGUAAUGGUUAAGAGCUGCUAUCCACCAGGUGCCCCCUGGAACUCUGCGGGGUAGUUCUACUCUGUCCUGUAGGGUCCCUGUGAGUUGGAAUCUACUGAGUGGCAAUGGGUUUGGGGUUUUUUUUUUUUUUUUUUGAUGGCAUUUUACUGGAGUAGUUGUUAAUGCGCUUAAGUGUUUGGUUUAAGGUGUUCUGUCUAAGGGAUUUGUAUUGCUGUUUUUCUUAAGCUGGUCAGAUGCCUUUAAGAAAUUAUUCUGAAUUUUGAAUAUCGUAAUUGUGUAGUGUAUGUUAAUGGGGAAUUUAAAGAAUAAUACGAAAUGUGCAAGCUGUUUAAUGCAAAGGAGAAAUGAAUAGUUUGCCCAAAGUUUGAUUGAAAAAACUAGGACUUUUUCUGGGAGUCUCCUUUUGCAAAGAAAGGAUAAGAAGUAUUAGAGUUUUGUCACCAGAGUAAAAAUCAGGUGGUUUAUAUAUAAAGAGUGAUUUUCACUUUAUAGUUUGGGAUGUGUUAGAGUUCUUGAUAUCUUGAAGGUCCUCUUUCCUGUUGGUGUCUUAAAUACCUGUAACAUGUAAUGUAAUGCUUACCACAGUUGUUCAACACUCUGAUCUUUUUGGUAUUGAUAGCUUUAUAUUUAAACAAAGAUAGGAACAAAACAGCAACAUAAAGUGUGUUUCAUCUGGUGGCUUUGCUUACCUGUUUGAGCACAGGGUUUAUUUGUUUACAGGCUGUUAACUAAAGGGCAAGCUUGUCUGCAUAUUGCAAGCUGUGUAUUCUUGGCUGCGUGCAUUGGGUGACAGGUUAACGUAACGGUAACUGAAGUUAGUGUUUUACCACCUCAACAACUAAAAUAGAUCCUGGUGCUGCUCACUUUAGCGUCGAGUGACAUUUUAAAUUCCUGUACCAAAGAUUUAAUUUCUUUUUGGUUGGUCAAGAUUUUCUUCUCACAUUGUUGUGUUUAUAAAAUAGAAUUUAAUGUUACUACAAACAGUUCUGAUUAACAGGUCUUAGUUUUUGCAAACUUCUGCCUCAAUUUAAUUGGUUUUAAGUGUCUGUUUGGAUUUUUUUUUUAAGUUAGGCAGAUUAAAUUUGAUUAUUUUAAUAUAGCAUGGCUAUUUUAAAAACUAGUUUAAUAGGCUAAAGUUAACAAAACUUCUAUUGAAGCUACAAUUGAAGCACUUUUCACAAGAUCGAUUUGUUCUUUCUCUACAUAAGGAUUCUAUGUUUAUUUCUAUAGGCAAACUGUAUAGCUUGAGCCCUUUUAAUGAAUGCUGAAACAUCCAUUCUGACUACUAAUGAAGAAUUCUGCAUCUCUGUGUGUGUAAUCCUUGGUAGCAUUUAAGAAUUACAUUGCCGUUUGGUAAAGAUAAAAUGAAAGUACUUUAUGUAUAUAUUUUAUCUUUAUCUUUUUUUGGAAUAUAUGUGAGAAUAUAUAUAUCUUUCUUGUGUUAAUGUGCACGAACUAAGUGUUCUUUGAUACAUUAGCAUACACUUUCCCGAGAGGAAAUGCAGAUGUACUUUGGUUUAAGCAGAUCUGCUAAUAGAAAUUAGAACUUUACAAAAAAAAAAAAAAGUGCAUGUUUUUACUCACUUUACAUGAAAAGUCAGAGUAAGAUUAUUUCAAAAGCAAAUUUUGCCUAGUGGUUCAUUUUAUAAAAAUAGGGUGGGGGGGCUCUUUAGAAGUACUUGUAAUUGUCCAUACGUAAUACUACUGUGUGUACUGUCCUGGUUCUCUAUUCCCCCCACCCCUCAAACUCUCAAAACACUCAUUGGAUGUCCUUAAACCUGCAGCUGAAGUGGUUGGUCGUUCAGGCAAGAAGGUAACCAUAUGCAUAUAUUGCAAAAGUAGACAAUCACAUUUGAGGAUGUUUUACAUUGUUUUCAGUCAGCUAAAAACCUCUUCUUCAGUGUAGAUAGAAUAUAUAUGGUUUUGCAAUGAAUUCUGAAUGGAAAAAAAUCAAGUCUGAAAGGUAUGUGGAAUGUAACUUAGGAUCACAUGAACGAUAUAUAGAAAUCCAUAUGUACGUGUCAUUCGUGGUGAGAGCAGAGUUUGAAAGCAAAAUGGGGUAAAACAACAUUAUGUCUUUCUUGCUGAUCUGUUGACAGUAUUUCCUAGAUCAUGUUGCCAUAUCAAGUCUGGGUUAUUCAGCUUGUUUAUGUAUUUAAGUUAAUGCAGCUGAAUGCAGUUAUUUGUUCCAGUUUUGGGUAGUAGAGAAUUCACCAUUAUAGCCUGUACGCUGAGAUGAGUAUUAAAAUGAAAAGAAUGUACUUUAGCAUCGGUAGAAGAAAGCAACUCAGGGAUACUAUAGGACCGAUUUCCACCACAAUCAGAGACAUUACAACAAGUGAGCUGCGCAUGUAACCUGGGAGGAACAAGGACAGGCCGUUGGGAGGACUGAGCACAGAGAACCUGCGGUAUGAGCUUGCUUUAUGUACUUGAAUUAAUCUUUUUUUUUUUUUUUUUUAAUCUGGCAAAUUUUAAUGAUUGGGCAAAAUCUGUGUCAACCCCAAAUUAUGUCUAGCAUUAUAUCAUUAAAAUAAAAGAUGUUCUUUUGAUAGUGGUAUGAGCUAAGUGCCAUAUGAAGACUCUGUUUUUCAUACGGCAUUGGGCGCUUGUCAGGCAUUUUGCAUUCAAUGCGUAAUAUGUUUAAAUCGGAGUGCUGUUUUGCUUCGCUGUCCACUGUUUUACCUGUUUGUUCCUGUAAGAGUAUUUUAAGAAAGUCUUCACUAAUAUUUCUAGUCUAAUGGUAAUAAGGGAAAAACAAUAGUUGAAAGAUAUAAAUGUAGAUUGAGAAGAGGGAGAAAAAUGGGUGAAAGAACAAGUGGGAACAAUGUGUCUGAGGUAUACUUGUUUAAAUGGAAAGUCUACACUGGCAUAAAAUGGAAAAAAAAUAACCCUAUGGACAGUUUAAUUUUUUUUUUAAUUUACUUGAAUGAUUUGGGUUUAUUUGUGUAAUAUUUGUUUUCUUUGCAUAUUGUUUUAAUUUAAAUUGUCCAGUUUUUACUUCUCUUGAAAUGUAUUAUGUACUGUAUUUUUAGAAAUCAUAUUUUUAAAUAAAUAUUUUUUAAAAACAUAGUCCUGUUUUUCCCCCUUAACUCCUUAUGAAAGUCAACCCAAAUUGUGGGUUUCAGCACUGCGUAAUUGUCUUAGAGAUGACUGAGAUGGCUAGAUUCAGUCACCCAGUUUAUUUAACAAAUAUUGCUUCAGACACUAUUUUAUGGAAAUGUGUUUUCUUUGAGGACUAAUUUACGUACAGUAAAAUGAGGAGACUUUAAGUAUACAUGUAGGCACCAUUUUAGAUUUAGACAUACUGACAGUUACGUUCUAAGAGCGUCUGCAUAGCUUUUUGUUGACAGAUUUCUUAAGCAUUGACUAAACUGCUUUACCUGUACAUGCAAGUAGUCGCAAAGGAGAAGUUUGUUAGUUUGAAUUGAUCAAAAAUAUCAUCAGUUUUGAAAAGAUAAAUCAGAUUUUCGAAACAGUAAAGGAGUAGAAACUGCCUUACAAUUGAAAGAUGGGCUUACUGUAUUUUUUGAAUUCUUUCUUAAAUUUUAAUUAGCAGAAAAGUAAUUUUGAUAAAUAUUCUGGAUUCACAGAUAAAUGAAACGGUGAAAUUGUAGGUAAACUAUAAAUCUGACACCUUAGGUAAAUCAAAACAAAUCUGUUGCAUCCUGUCAAACUUUCAAGGACUGCAAGAUUUUAAUCUUGUUCCACUUUCAGUUUCCGUUGCCCUGAUCCUAAACAGUAUUUACAAUAGUUGUGCUUUCUUAAUGAUGAUAAAUCACUGUUUGGUUCUCAAACUUUUUGGUCUCAGGACUCCUUUACAUUCAUAAAAACUAUUGUGGGCCCCAAAAAGGCUUUACUUACGUAGGAUUACCAAUAUUUCCUGUAUUCAAAAUGAAAACAAAAAAUUUAAAUGCUUAUUAAUUCAUUUAAACAUAUAAACCCAUUACAUGUGUACAUGUUAACAUAAAUAAUGUACCUUUAUUUUAAAAAAACAAACUAUUUCCCAAAACAAAAAAGAAUUGGUGAGAGUCAUGAUUUAUGUUUUUUUGCAAGGCUCUUGAAUACUUGGCUUCUUAGAAGAAAAUUGGAUUCUCACACAGUUUCUGACUUAGUCAAUUGGUUUGUGUUAUUUUGAUUGAAGUAUAUGAGGAGUCCUGGUGGCUGAGCGCUUAAGAGCUCUGCUGCUAACCAGAAGGUCGGCAGUUCAAAUCCAUCAGCUAGUCCUGGGAAACCCUAUGGGGCAGUUCUACCCUGUCAUACAGGGUCGCUAUAGAGUCGGAAUCAACAGCAAUGGGUUUGGUUUGGUCUUAGAUAGGGUUCUGGUCUCCUGCUGAUGUGUAGUUAAAGAAGGGGAGCGUUUUAGUAGUCUUUUCAGAUAACUGUGGAUAUUUUUCUUUGAUACUACACGGAAACAAGUGAUAGUUUCUUGAAGUUUAUUUGCAGUGUGGAAUCUGAAACAGUAUCACGGGACUCAUACUCUUCUAUUAAAAUCAAUUGGUUUCUUUUGCACCUUGAAAAGUUCUCUUACCAAUGUGUGAUUUUGUUAUGUCAUGUAUUGGUCAUUUGGAAAAUGUUGGUGUUAUGCAGAUGUUCCAGUGUUGACACAUCUCAUUUUCCAAUAUAGAAAAUAAUACUGUUACUGAUCAUGUCAGAAAAAUAAGUAUUGGAAAUCUGUUAAGCUUAUAAUGGCAGAUAUGUAUUUUUCAAAAUUCUUAUUUUCACUUGACAGCCUGAAUUUUAUCAUUGGCAACCAGGUACUGUCUAGUAGUUCUUCUUGAAGAGAACGGUUCACUUCAUUUUGGAGAAGAUGUCUGCCAUGUACCCAACGUCUGAAAAACUAUAGCUUGUCAGUUAUUUUUUCAAGUUAAAAACGGUGUUCUAUAAAAAAAGGUGGCUAGUUCAGCUUGCAACUCAAGUAGCCACACUAAUGCUUUCCCUCAAGGAUAAGCCAUAAUACUUUGGAGGGCAGUUGUGCUUUAUGUUUACUUCCCAUUUUGUUAAACAGCAUUAAAAGUGUAUUCAAGGAUCAAGAUUUAAUAAAAUUUAUUAAUUAUUACUGCUUCAUUAAGAACAUUAUUAAGUGAAAAUAGACUUGUUGCUCUCCUUUUCAACCUGAAGUUUGAUUGAAUUUAGUUAAUUUGAUUUUUGAAGGGAGGAAACAAUAGGGGAAGAACAGACCUGAGUGCAUUUGAAACUUGAUUUCAUUUACUCUAUUUGAUAAGUGAAAAGAAAGAUCAGCUGCUUAAAGAGAGUAUCUGUAUGUUCCUGAUACUAAACACUUAAAAUACAGCUUUCUUCCAGGUUCACAACUGUUUAGCCUUGUUCUGAAGAAGCAAAAACUAAAAAUACAUGAUAGUGUUACAGGACUGCAAAAUCAUUUGAGAAGCUGCCAGAUACUGUAGAUGAAUAAAUGCAUCCAAAGACUGCUUUUGGCUGACCAAUUAUCCAUAUGAGCGGCAAUUAUAUUAGUGUGCAAGGGCAAUUGGAGGGAAAAUUGGACCCCGUGGACAUCCAGCUGAGCAAACAGGACUGAGGAAGGAUGGAGGAUGUGUGCUAGUUUGGAAAAAAAAAUACAUCUAAGCUUAGUUAAAAAAAAAAUAUUCGUAUUAGUGACAGCACAUUCUUUGUAUGUCUUCUGGUUGCCUAGUAUUUUUCAAAUUAUCCCUCUUCUCCAAACAAAAACUCCUCUGCUUAAAGAACAAACAUCCAAAUGGCAAUGAGUUUUACAUGUAAAAAAGCCAGAAUAGUUCAGGAAAUAGGGAAUUUUGAAAUAGACAAAUCCAAACAUUCAGAAGCUACUGUAUAUAUGCACCUAAGUGUGCCUUUAGUUUUAAGUUCAAUUUUGGCUUGGCAUGGAUGAUAUUUAUCCAUCUUACUAACUGAAAUCAACUAUUUUUCUGCCUUAAAGUGUUCCGUAGAUAAAACUUGUGAAGAUGCUUAGUUGAGGGCCUAGCAUGUGUAUAGGUUUUAUAGUUCCGCAUGGAAACUAAACGUGAGUAAUCCUUGAUGAAUGUAAGUUAUGACCAUCAGGUUAAUGAAAUGUGUUCUGUAAAGUGUGUAAGAUGUGUAGCUAACUAUAGGCCAGAUACCCUUACUCCAUUGAACAGAUUCAUGUUUAAAUGGCAACCAGAAGUAAACGAUAUCAAAGAAUUUUUGGUGGUCUGCACUUCUUACAACUUUGUGUCUGACUUAACCAUCUCUUGAAUGUUCAGAAGCAUUUCAAAUAUUAUUUCUCAAUCUGUAGGAAAUAACCAAUCCAUCUGAUUACUGUUCUGAGGUGCUUUAAUUUUUACUGUUCAUUUUCUGUUUGCAUAUUUUGUAUUUGAAAGUCUUUGUAAUUUUUUUGGUAAUUUUCAGAUUAUUUAUUGCUAGUAUAAAGAAAUAAAGAUGAUAUUUAUAUGUAGAUCUUUCGUCUUGUGACCUUGCUAAACUUGUUUUUUAGUUUUAGUAGAUAUGUGUGUGUUCCUUUGAUUUUCUGCAUACAAGAUCAUGACAUCUGCAAACACAGUUUUACUUCGUCAAGUCUAUAUUCCCUCCCUCCCUCCAUCCCUCUGUCCCUCUGCCCCUCCCUCCUUCCCUCCUUCCCUCCGCCCCUCCCUCCUUCUGUCCUUCCUUCCUUCUUCCCUUCUUGCCUUCCUCCCUCAUGCUCCCGUCCUCCUUCCCUCCGUCCUAUCUUUCCUUCCUUCCUUGUGCUGGCUAGUACUGCUAGCAUGAUGUUGAAUGGAACUGCUAGCAUGAUGUUGAAUAGAAGUGGAGAACAGACAUGCUUGCCUUGUUCUUGACACUGAAGGAGAAACAUUCAGUCUUCAACAAGUAUGAUGCUAGCUGUAGGUUUUUCAUAGAUCCCUUGGUCAGGUUCAGGAUAUUCUGUUCCUAGUUUGAUGACAAUUUUUAUCAUGAAUGGGUGUUGAAUUUUUUAAAACACUUUUCUGCAUCUAAUGAGAUGAUUGUGAGCUUUGUAUCCUUUAUUUUAUUAAUAUGGCAUUUUACAUUCAUUGCUAUCUAGAUGUUAUACUAACCGUGUAUCCCUGGAAAAAAAUUCUUCCGGGUUGUAGUGCAUUAUUAGGUUUAUAUACAUCUGGGAUUCGAUUUACAAACAUUUUAAGGAUCCUUGUGAGUAUGAUCGUAAAAGAUACUGGUCUGUAGUUUCCGUAUAAUGUCUUUGUUUGGCUUUUGUGUUUGAGUAGGACUGCCUUAAUAUAAUGAGUUGGAAAGUGAUCCUUUCCCAUUUUCUGAAAGAGUUUUGAAAAAUUGAUAUUAUUUCUUCCUUAAAUAUUUUAUUUCACCAAUGAUACUAUGUGGACUUUGGCUUUUAUUUUUUUGCUGGAAGAUUUUGUAUUACUAAGUCAAUGUCAUUACUUGCUAGAGGCCUAGUCAGAUAUUUCUAUUUCUUCAGUCUGUUUUGGGAAUUUAUGUCUUUCCAGGAAUUUGUCCCUUUCAUCCAAGAUGUCUAAUUUGUUGGUAUAAAAUUACAGUGUUCUCUUGGGAUCCUUUAAAUUUCUUCAGGUCAGUAGUGCUGUCCCGUUUCAUUUCUAAUUUUGGUAACCGUUCUUCUUCCUUUUCUGGGUUAGUCUAGCUAAAAAUCAAUCUUGUUAAUCUUUUUAAAAGGUGUACUUUUGGUUUUAUUGAUCUCUAUUGUUUUGUUUUUCAUUGCAUUGAUUUCUACUCUAAUUUCUCAUUUCCACUGUUUCUUUUUUUCUGAUUGAUUUUGGUUUAGUUUGCUCUUCACAUUUUGUUUCUUAGGGUGAAAUCUUAAUUUAUUGAUUUGAGACCUUCAUUCUUUUCUGACAUAGUUUUCAAAGCUACAGAUCUCUCUCUAAGCACUGCUUUAACUGCAUUCCAAAAAUAUUGACGUUUUUUAAAUUUAAUUAAAAAUGUUUUAGUUUUCCUUUGAUUUGUUCUUUGACCAUGGAUUAUCUAGAAGUUUGUUGUUUAAUUUAAACAUUUGAAGAUUUUUCAAACUUUUUUAUGUUGAAGAUUUCUAAUAUAAUUCCAUUGUUUUUGGUGAGCACAUGUAUGAUUUCAAUCCUUAUAAUUUAUUUGGACUUCUUUUAUGACUUAGCAUAUGACAUAUCCUAGAGAAUGUUCUCAUGUGCUGAAAAUAAUGUGUGUUCUGCUGGUUUGGGGUACAGUAUUCUAUAAAUGUCAGUUAGGGCAAGUUGAUUGAUAUGCUGUUCAGGUCUUCUAUAUCAUUAGUGAUUUUCUAUUAGUUGUUCUGUCAGUUAUUUGGAAUAGGGUAUUGAUAUCUCCACCUACCUCCAGAGAUGAAUGUUGAAUUGUCUGUUUCUCCUUUUGAUUAUUUCAGUUUCGCUUCAUGUAUUUUAGGGUUCUGUUGUUAGAUGUGUAUGGAUUUAUAAUUGCUGUGUCUUCCUGAUUGUAUAAAGCAAUAAUUAUAACACUGCACUAUUGGACUUCUGAAUGUUUAUAUAUGGGUUUGGGGGUAGGAAGGGUAUAGCUUCUUUUCCUGAAUAUUCACUCAAAUGCCACACUUCUCUGCCAGUUCUUCCCUUAUAUUAAUUGGGAGGCUGGGAGUGGGUUAGGAAGACUGGAACGAGACCUUUCAGUGAACUUUGAAUAUUUUGUGCCAUCAUCUUAGGCCUUAGCUGAAAGUCCAGGAUUAGAGAAGAUAAUGCCUGUACUGAGCACUUAUUAUGUGCCUUGCGUGGUGCUGAGAGCUUUACAGGCACAAUUUUCUCUGAUCCUCAGAACAAGGCUAUGAAAUUGUUACUAUUACCUCCAUUUUAUGGUUGAGAAAAUAAAGUAGGUUGGCCAAAGUCACUCAUUUAUUAAAUAGUGGAGCCAAAAUUCUGACCUAGUCAGUAUUUUUAACCACUAAUGCUAAUUUUUCCCACAUUGUGGCAUUUAGCUGUUGGUACGUCUUUGUGAUGCUACUGAGAGUUCCCAUCUUCAGCCACAUCUUCAUAGCUAUUGAUGAGAAAUGGGAGUGUGCUGCUAGACAGAAGCCAUUCUCAACCAGAAGUCUCGUUUUCCACCUGGAGUCUUUUUAACCCUAGGAUUCUAUGAUUCACCCAAAAAUAGUAAGUACAGUUUUGUAGAGGUUAAUAUGAGUCCUUGGUUGGUGCAAAUGGUUAACACACUUGACUGCAAACAGAAGGGUUGGUGGUUUGAGUCCACCCAGAGGCACCUUGGAAGAAACACCUGGCCUUCUACUUCCUGAAAAAUCAGCUGUUGAAAACCCAGUGAAGCACAGUUGUAUUCUGACACACAAGGGAGUCACCAUGAGUUGGAAUUGACUCCAUGGCAAUUGGUUUUAAGAGGUUAAUAAAGCACUCAUUGACUUACUGCCAUCUUUAUUGGAGGUCUGUUUCUAUGGCUCUUCUGUUAGGGAAUGACUUAGGGAAAGAGGCUUUGGGAAGUAAUUUCCCCACAUGAAAUUGAAUUAGUUUUCUUCGGCCCUAGAAUUGUAGUCAAGGUUUCUUUUAGCAAAUGGCACCCAGCUUUUCUCACCCUGGUUUUCCAAAGACGCUUGGAGGCUUUGUUUGAACACAGGCAAUAGUACUGGGUGGCAGAUGUUUGCAAACACUGGUGGUUUAAUGGUUUAGGCACUUAAAAUAUAUUUUUCUCCUAAGCAGUGGAAAACACAUACUUCAUCAGCUUUAAAACAGAAUGCAACUUUGGAGGGCCAUUCUGGCUGUCUUUUCUCCUUGUGCAUUGGUCCAGAUGGAUUGAAUGAACAAAAAGAAGGGAAAGGGGAAGCUGUUGGCAGUUACCCUCAGCUUUGCCUCUUUAUAGCAGCAGCAAUAUAAAAAUGAGUACCUUUUCCAAUCUCUCUCCCCCCCGCAAAAAAAAGAAAACUACAACCAACUGGGAAGUGCUCACAGCUAUCAAGCUGAAGAGACAGUGAAGGAGGGUUACAUGGUGUCAGCCUCCCUGGUAACACGUCCUACAGCAUCUGCAGUUAGUGUCUAAAUUCGGGGAAUUUCACAGGGACCUGGCAGUGCCUCCUUGGCUGGCACAAAUGCUAACGGAAGAUUUAACAUGGGCCCAGUAAGAGUGCCAAGCGUGGCCUUUUUCACUCUUUGCAAGGUGAGUUCAGUCUCUGACACAUUCUGCAGAGCCCCUGACAGUUGCACCUUCAAUGGACAUGGUCCAUGUGUGGCAAGUUGGUCUGGGUUUCAGACGCAUGGCCAGUCCUAGGUGAGGCCCACAGUGGGAAAUAAGACUUCCAGAGCCGCCAUCAAUGAUGUAGCCACAGACGACUCCUGCUCUUCAGUUAACAUAUGAACCUGUAUUUGCAGGGGAUUUGAGGGGGGAAAAAAAAAAGCGUUAGGAAGCAACAUGAGGGAGACUUCUACGGCAGCUGUUCUAAAGAGGAUGGAUGAAAAAUACAGAUGAACUUGCAGCGUAAGAAAAGAUCACAACUUUGGCUUCUAGUAAAACAUUACACUAAUAAUUAGAGGAGACAAAACCACAGCCCCUGGGAGAAAAAGUACUCAAGUCACUUCCAACCCAGACACCAAGAUUCUGGAAACAGCUAGUAGUGCAAGAUAAACAAGACAGCUUCCUCAGAAAGACACAGUAUUCAGUGUUCUCUUAUUAAAUGCUUCACUUUAAAGCAUUCAUCUUAUCUCCAACUGAUUACAAUAAAAGGACAGUCUUUUGUUUUCUCUUUUUUUUUUUU
Molecule: messenger RNA, 17253 nt
Organism: Loxodonta africana (African savanna elephant)
Lineage: Eukaryota; Metazoa; Chordata; Mammalia; Proboscidea; Elephantidae
Gene: ZDHHC21
Product: zinc finger DHHC-type palmitoyltransferase 21
Exons: 10
Coding region: 698-1495 (265 amino acids)
Molecular function (GO): palmitoyltransferase activity
Source: RefSeq, a predicted model, not a curated record